GCCCCCCUCGCCCCGGCCGGCUAUAAAAGGCGGCGGCGAGCAGAGUCCCUCACACGCUGUCGGUGGAUCCAGCCAGGCGGGCAGAGCGGCCGGCCAUGAAGCCCGCAGAAUAAGCGCGCCCGGCGGGAGUCGCUUGCUCGUUCCCAAGCAUGUACCGCUCCACCAAAGGCGCCUCCAAGGCCAGACGGGACCAGAUCAACGCCGAGAUCCGAAACCUCAAGGACUUGUUGCCCAUCUCCGACGCCGACAAAGCCAAGCUGUCCUACCUGCACAUCAUGUCCUUGGCGUGCAUGUACACCAGGAAAGCCGUCUUCUUCUCCCAGCCCGAGGCGUCGGCGGAGACCGGGGCCCGCUUCUUGUCCUUCCCCGAGCUGUCGGAGCUGAUGCGGGCGUUGCCGGGUUUCAUCAUGCUGCUUACGGCCGAGGGGAAGCUGCUCUACCUGUCCGACGCCGUCUCCGAACACUUGGGACACUCCAUGGUGGACCUGGUGGCGCAGGGAGACAGCGUGUACGACAUCGUCGACGCUUCGGAUCAGCUCGCCGUCAGGAACAGUUUGUCCGCCGGGGCCGGCCCCGAAACGGAUGUUCUCUUCCGCUGCCGCUUCAACACCUCCAAGUCGGUGCGCAGGCAGAGUGCCGGAAACAAGCUGGUUCUGAUAAGAGCGCGCCGCCUAUCCGCGCCGGCCGCCUCCGCGUCCUACUGGACCUCCAAUCCGGUUUGGGUGUGUUUCUGCUCCCCUCUGGAGGCCCACCCCGCCCGCUGCGGAACGGACGAAGCGUCCGGGGGCGCUCCUCUGGGCGACGCCAAUCUUUUCCUGGAAGGUUUUCACUCCCAGCACGGACGCGACUUGAGGCUCCAUGCUGCGCACGACAGCGUGCGGUCUUAUCUGGGCUACGACGUGGCGGCGUUACGCUCGCGUUCCUGGUACAGCCUCCUCCACCCGCACGAUCUGUCGCACGCCUCGGCUCAGCAUCGCAGCCUGCUGCGAGAGGGAGGAGAGGGCCGAGCCGAGAUGGUGGUGCGCGUGCAAGCCCGGGACGGGACGUGGGUUUGGCUCUACAUGGCGCUCCAGCUGCAGUCGGGAGAAGUCCCCGUGGCCAGCGGCAACUACGUCAUCAGCGAGUCGGAGGCCCGGUCGGCGCGUCGACAGCUGAUCUCCGAGCAGACCCGGCUCAGUCCGGUCCCGAGCUCGGGCCCCGCCCGGCCGGAGAGCCUCCGGUCCCCCGACGCCUUGUCCAGCCCGGACCAGGUGUUCACCCCCGGCAGCGGCGGCGGCCCGUCUGGCCAGGCGUUCGACUUCGGCGCGGCGGCUUCCUCCUCCGACGAACGGGCGGCGCGGACCGAGGGCGAGGCCCGCUCCAGCCUCUCCUCCCUGGAAGAGGACGCCUUCUUCCGGCCGCCGCCCUCGGCGGCACCCUCUCCCACCCCGGUGACGGUGGAGACGGUGUCCGACUUGGACUUCUUGACCCAGAACAUCCUAAUGCCGCCCUCGUUCGAGCUGGACCCCCCGCUGCCGGCCCUUCCCCUGCCGCUUCCGCCCGUGCCCGCCUCGCAGGCGCAGCAGAGCAAAGAGUUUGUGUGCACGCCUCCGUACACCCCCCACGUGGGCGGGGGCACCUUCCCUUUCGGGGAGCCCCUCUUCAGCUUCGACCCCACCGGAACCACCACGCCUCCCCCGUCGGCCACCACGGCCACGGCCAGCGCCUCCGCUUCCUCGGCGGCCCCGCCCGCCGCCGCCUCCGGACCGGCGCCUCCGAGCGCCCCGUCCGCCAAGCUGGCCCUCAGCCUUCCCGCCGCCUCCACGGAACUCCUCUUCGCGUCGGACCCCUGCUGCGGAGCCCUGUACGAGAAACUGCCCCCUACGCCCGACAGCCCGGGAGACGACGACUGCACGGUGAUGACUCUCCCCGAGGUUCGAGGUCCGCUCUACGUGGACGUGCCCCUGGGGCCUCUUCAGUGUCCCCCCGAGGGUCUCCUCACGCCCGAGGCGUCCCCCGGAAAGCAGACUCGCCUCUCCUUCUUCUCCCCGGAGCGCGAAAAGGAGAGGGCGGAGAUCUCCCUGCUGGCCCGGCACAUCAGCACUCUGGCCGAGGGCUUCUACCUGGACCCGCUCCUAUCCAAGCUGUCCCCCUCGUCCGACCCGCCGUCCCCCUUCCUGGCGCCCGUCGAGACGGCGGAUUCGGUCCAGGCGCUGGAGGAGUUUUAUUCCGUCAAAGCGUGGCGGGGCCCGGACCUUCCCCUCUUCCUGGAGGAGGACGUUUCUCUGUUUGAAGAGAGCGUCCUGGAGAGCCUCCUCCCUCAGUACCCCUCUCCGCCGCCCGUCCGGGACCCCGCGAGCCCGGUCUCUCCUCAGAGCCCGCUUCGCUGGCGCCGAGCCUCCCCGUCGGAGGGAGCCGGCCAAUUCUGUAGCGUCCGGUCGGCGCGACCUGACUCGGCGGACGGGUGCGGGGUUGCCGGGGAGGAGGAGCCGGCGGAGGAAGCCAUGGAGACGGAGGAGGCGUCGACUCCGAUGUUCUCUUGUUCCCCUCUCGUAGAGGCUUCUCCUCCUCCUCCGCCGCCGCUCGUCGCCUCGCCGGGGCCCCUAGACGCCUCUGGCGCCCCCGCGCCCGUCACCUCCUGCGCUCAGUCCCUCCUGGAGGAGCUGGCCGCGCUGGAGCCCGUGUUUGGGGCAGGUGCCUCCGUGGCCCCUGCUUUAGGGCAACAACCUGAGUUGUAUCAACUCCAGUGUCAUCCAUCGCCACAGUGCUUCCACAAAGAUGGGAGUGGAAGCAUCCCUCCGUUCUAAAAUAAGUCUGUGACUUACUUCAUCAAGUAUGGCAUAUUGUCAUAUUUUGUGGAGACCCACUUUUACUGCAAAGUAAAACAUAUUUAAGUGUAUAAAUAUACAUACUGUAUAAAGGACUGACGCCUACAUGUCUCUCCCGAGAACAAAAAGAUACUUUUUGUUCCGUCACGAAGCUGUACACUAGUAAAAGCGUUUACGACGCGGAAGCCCGGAGUCGGUCGCUCGGUGCCGGCUGGCCGUGUCAUUUCCCGCUUCAGAUUUGUCAUCUGAACGCGGCGGUUUAACUUACAGACAUGCAUUUGUAUUCACUCGUAGUGAAAAAUAACUAUCUGUUGUGAACAUUGGAAGCAGAAGAAAACAACUCCAUUGACAUUCAACAAUCCAAAAGCAUUAGAGGAAUACACCAGUUAUCAUUCAAAAAAACAUUGAUUUUCAACCUAUGUUGAAUCAUUUAAAAAAUGAAACUAAAAAGUAGGAAUUUCCUCCUUUUAUAUUUAUUAAAUAAAAAGAAAUAUUUAUUUUUAAAUGUAUUUCUACAUCUAAUUUGAUUUCGUUUAAGAUUUUCAGCUGUCAUUUUGAAAUCAGAUUUUUUAUAUUUAGUUUUUUUGAAUCCAUAUUACUUUUGAAGUACUUAUGUAUUCCUCCAGUGCUCUCUCUUUGGUCGCCGUUGACGGCACUAGAUGCCUAAAAUGUUGGAAGUUGGCGUGGAAUGAAGAAACUUUCAUUGUUUGCCUUCAAAGGUAUCGGACAUCUCCUAUUGACAAACUCAUUUCAAUUUACGGGAGAAGGACGUCAGCGGCACCCAAAGAGUAAAUGUCAAUUCCUGAAUUCAAGGGGUUGGUCGAGAGUUGAUUUAUGACUUUUAGCACUUUUUCUUUUGCCAACUGAAAAGUGAUGUGACUCAACUUUUCCAGUUCUAAGCGCACUCUUUUGAAAACCUUUAACAUUCCAUUUCUGUCUGAACUCGUGUCGACUUGAGUGACGUGUAAGAAACUCGGGGAGAGAAAAAAAAAAGCAUGCCGGGUGCCACCUCUCCCCUUUCCUUGUACUGUACAUUUUAGACUUUGAAUGUGAAAGGGUUGCAAAAUUGGCUGCCGUUGACGAGGGCUUCCAAAUGCUCGAUGAACAAACGCCUAUCACUUCAAGUUGAACUCUUCCAUCCAAUCCAAAAGUAGCAAGCUCAAAUUUUGACCCCGCCCACCCCCAAUUUGAGAUCUUAAUUCCUGAAAAAGGCACUUAUUGCGCUGAAGCCAAACGCUCCCACAUUUUUGCGAGCUUCAAUUUGGACAAAGCUUUUUUGAAGAAGCCAAAAUCCAGAUCGGAAUCCAUGACGAUGACAGACAAUCAAUCGUCCUUCUGCUCUGAAUCGAAACGAGUUUAUCGCGAGCGGACGCUCGAUCCAUUUGAAGCGACGAAUCGGUCUCCCCGCCGACGGCAGCCUACGAGUCGAUUUCCGAGGACUAUUUUGCAAGCCUCUCUUCGCACCGCGUGUCCUUUUAGAGGACGUAGCGACGAGUCUCGGGCGCCGUCCGCUUUUGAAGGACCGGAGUCGGCCGGCGCCACUCGUUUCUUUAGCGAGCGACGCGGCUCGAGGACGGCGCUGACGCGCUCGCGUCACGUAGAGUUGUCUACGUUCAAGUAAAGGAUUGAUUCCUAACUAACUUGAUAUAAUACAGGUGUACCGUUAUAUUACUGGAUGUUCUUUUUGCGGACGGACGGUCAAACACAUUUGUAUGAAAGUUUGUACAUAGAGAAUAUACGAAGAGAAGACUCUAUAUAUCUAUCUAUUCUAAAAUGCAGACUGGACAUUGUGGAUCAGUGUUCUAUUGUGUUGCUUAUUUGAAUGUGAGUAAAUGCAUUUCUAAUAAAGUGCACUUAUACGGGCUCCGUACACCUUUUUUCCUGGCUAAUUCCCAUUUUUCAAGGAGCAGUCAAUACUUGUUUCAGGUCACACACACAAAAAAAGAAAAGGUCUCAUGAUACAGAUUUUACCGUGGCAGCAUAGUUAGUGAAAGUGAGAGGUGGACUGAUCCUAAUACUGACAAUUAGAACCAGAAAAUUUCAAACAACCAGAAGCUGUCAUUUUUUAUAUCCUAUUUUGUUAUAAGCAAGGAUUCACUUAUUUCACAUUUAAACCAUUUUUGCCCUAUCAAAACAUUGAAUUUUUUCCCCUCAUGUUUAUUCAUCCGUGUAUUUUAAAACAUGCAAUCAUCAGUCAAUUCUGUAGUCCUCCAUCUUUCACGGAGGACAACCAAAAUGUUCUUUCCAUUUUAUUUUAGCCAGAAACACCGAGUCGAUCCACACCACUGACUUUGGCGGAAGCCAGACCUGGCCAGAAAGCGGCACUUAGGAGCAAAAUCCUAUCAUUUUUCAAACACCUGUCCGAACGCGUCGGUCGUCAUCCCCUUUUUCUUCCCCCCCGGCUCGGCAACAGCGCUGACGCACACGCGUGACGAGACAUAACGAGACUCCGAGUGACGCGCGAGCGGAAAGGGAGGCGCGCCCGCCUAGUCGAAUGACGUGGACGACGCCGGCGCUCGCGUACCUGCCGGGAGGGGAGCGCCGUAUAUGGGCAUUCCGGCACCGCGCGCUAUUCUCAGCAUCCGUUCGGAAAGGAUGCGCUGACGGAAGAAGGCAGAGAGGAGGAGGAGGAGGAGGGGGGAAAGCUAAAUUUAGAGGUACAGUCAAAAGAGGAUGCAAAGGAAGGCAAAUGUGAGCAUUGCAAAUGUUGCAUAAUGGAGUAUGAUUCAUUUCACGUUUUGCUGUUCUACAUUUGACAGCGAUAGCACAGGAGGAUCUUCGUGACAUCAUUGUUUCACAUAUAUCGCAUUGCAUCACCGUGACGUGGGGCAUUUUACAUGCGUGUCGUUUCAUUAUUUGGCUUUUAUCUUGC
Corythoichthys intestinalis (scribbled pipefish) is the source of this 5679-nucleotide messenger RNA. RefSeq names its product neuronal PAS domain protein 4a (gene npas4a). Lineage: Eukaryota; Metazoa; Chordata; Actinopteri; Syngnathiformes; Syngnathidae. The transcript has 8 exons. Gene Ontology annotation, molecular function: protein dimerization activity; DNA-binding transcription factor activity, RNA polymerase II-specific; RNA polymerase II transcription regulatory region sequence-specific DNA binding. Gene Ontology annotation, biological process: regulation of transcription by RNA polymerase II. The record is from RefSeq and is a predicted model, not a curated record. Bases 150 to 2786 code for a protein of 878 amino acids.